Hemibagrus wyckioides is the source of this 1002-nucleotide messenger RNA. Its product is annotated as N6-adenosine-methyltransferase TMT1A-like. Gene Ontology annotation, molecular function: S-adenosylmethionine-dependent methyltransferase activity. Bases 86 to 814 code for a protein of 242 amino acids. The transcript is spliced from 3 exons. NCBI's taxonomy places the organism in Eukaryota, Metazoa, Chordata, Actinopteri, Siluriformes, Bagridae. The record is from RefSeq and is a predicted model, not a curated record.
GUUUCAUUUCCGUCCUGCGCUCCGCCUCGGCUGGCUGUUCUCCGUGACACAGAGCGCAGUCCGGUUUCCGGUGGAGGGAGACGACAUGGCGUUGUUGAUGCGCGCGUGUACUCUCUUGGUGCAGCUCGUGACGCUUCCGUUGGUGAUCGCGGAGGUGGUCGGGCUCUACAAACUCUACAAGCGCUUUUUCCCCUUCCUCAUGUACAAGAUCUCCGCUAACUACAACGUGAAGAUGAAGGAGCAGAAGCGCGAGCUGUUCCGCGGCCUGGCUCGGUUCAGUCCGCCUCGCGGGCCUCUGCGCGUGUUGGAGAUCGGAUGCGGGAGCGGAGCCAACUUCGAGCACUAUCCAGCAGGCUGCAAGAUCACGUGCACAGACCCGAACCCGCACUUCGAGCAGUACCUGCAGAAGAGCAUGAAGAUCAGCGAACACCUGAACUAUGACAGGUUCAUGGUGGCGCCUGCUGAGGACCUGCGGCAGGUAGAGGACGGUUCUCUGGAUGUGGUGGUGUGCACGCUGGUUCUGUGUACCGUUCAGAACCCAGACAAGGUGCUGCAGGAGGUCAAGAGGAUACUCAGAGAGGGUGGAGCCUUUUUCUUUAUGGAGCACGUGGUGGCUGAAGAAUCCAGCUGGACCUACUUUUUUCAGCAUGUUCUUCAGCCUUUCUGGUACUAUUGCGGAGACGGCUGUGAGAUGAACCGUGCGACCUGGCUGAACAUGGAACAAGCCGGGUUCUCCGAGCUGCAGCUCCGUCACAUCCAGGCUCCUAUUUCUGCUCUCAUUAAGCCACACAUCAUGGGAUAUGCUGUGAAAUAACCACACACACACAGCUUCUUGGCAUCAUUGGUAGCUUCAUCCACAUGAUGAAAAACAGCUCAAGCUCCACCCAUUUUGUUGAUUGUUGCUCAGUGGGCAGAGUCCAACACAGUUUUAAAUUAGAUUUACUUUUCUCUAACCUACACCUACCAAAUAAUUUUAAUAUUAAUAAAUAUCUUUGUACAAUA